AUGGCUCCUCCCGCCGCGGGGGGCGCAGCCCGUAGCCUCCCGCUCCCGGGGACCCCCAUGCCGCCGCCGCCGCCGCUGCUCCCGCUGCUCCUGCUGCUCGCGGGGAGCGCCGGGCUGGAGAUCGAGCGGCAAUUCCCCUCGCCCACGCCGACCAACAAUUUCGCCCUGGACGGGCCCGGGGGCAAGGUGUACCUGGCGGCCGUGGACCGGCUGUACCAGCUCUCCGGCUCCAACCUGAGCCUGGAGGUGGAGGAGGUGGUGGGACCGGUGCGGGACAACCCGCUGUGCCACGCCCCGCAGCUGCCCCAGGCUUCCUGCGAGCACCCCAAGGUGUGGACCAGCAACUACAACAAGAUCCUGCAGCUGGACCCCGGGCAGGGGCUGGUAGUGGUCUGCGGCUCCAUCUACCAGGGCUUCUGCCAGCUGCGCCGCCUGGGCAACAUCUCGGCCGUGGCCGUGAGCUUCCCCCCGACGGUGGGGGGCGCCGAGCCGGUCACCGUGUUCCCCAGCAUGCUCAACGUGGCCGCCAACCACCCCAACGCCUCCACCGUGGGCUUGGUGCUGCAGCCCCCGGCCGGGGGGUCCACCGGCGGCGGUACCCGCCUGCUCGUCGGGGCCACCUACACGGGCUUCGGCAGCCAGUUCUUCCCCCGCAACCAGAGCCUGGAGGACCACCGCUUCGAGAACACGCCCGAGAUCGCCAUCCGCUCGCUCGAUGCCCGCGGCGACCUGGCCAAGCUGUUCACCUUCGACCUCAACCCCUCCGACGACAAUAUCCUCAAAAUCAAGCAAGGCGCCAAGGCUCGCCACAAGCUGGGCUUCGUCCGCGCCUUCCUGCACCGGGGCAGCGGCGGCCGGGCGGCCCGCCGCCCGGCCGCCUUCGCCUACUUGGCCCUGAACAGCGAGGCCAACGCGGGCGACAAGGAGAGCCACUCGCACAGCCUGCUGGCCCGCAUCUGCCUGGCCGCGGGGCCCGGGGCGGGCGCCGCCGCCGAGACCAAGAAGCUCACUGAGUCCUACAUCCAGCUGCGGCUGCACUGCGGGGGCCCGGCGGGUGGAGAGGUCUUCAACCGCCUGGUGUCCGUGUUCCCGGCCUCCGCGGGCCCGGCCCGGCCCGAGGAGCUGCUGUUCGGCGUGUUCGAGAGGGCGGCGGGCGGCGGCGGGGUGUCCGGGACCCGCCCGCAGUCCGCCCUGUGCGUCUUUCGCUUCGCCGACAUCGAGGGCGCCAUCCGGGCCGCCCGCAACGCCUGCUUUGUAGCCCCCUCGCCGGACGUGGUGACCGUGCUGGACAGCGUGGUUCAGGGAACCGGCCCGGCCUGCGAGAAGAAGAGGAACAUCCAGCUUCAGCCGGAACAAUUGGACUGUGGAGCAGCCCAUCUCCAGCACCCUUUGGCCAUUAUGCAGCCCCUCAAGGCCACACCCAUUUUCCGAUACCAGGGCCUCACUUCUGUGGCUGUUUCCAGUGUCAACAACUACACUGUGGUAUUCCUGGGGACCUCAACUGGGAGACUCCUUAAGAUUAAUCUGAAUGACACCAUGAAGGUUAUUAGCAGGAAGUCCAUUACCAUAGCUUAUGGUGAAGCUGUGCAUCACAUCAUGCAGUUUGACCCUUCAGAUCCCAGCUACCUGUACCUGAUGACUUCCCACCAGAUGGCCCGGGUGAAAGUUGCAGUUUGUGACCAAUACACCACCUGCACAGACUGCCUGGCUGCGGCUGACGCUUACUGUGGAUGGUGCACUAUGGAGACCAGGUGUUCCUUGCAGCACGAGUGUGCCAACUCUAGUGAGCUACACUUCUGGACCAGUGCCAGUGAGGGGGUGCAACGGUGCCCGUCUAUGUCCAUCCUGCCCUCAGAAAUCAACAUUGACCAGGAGUACUCGGGCAUGAUCAUUCAGAUCAAUGGGAACAUGCCAAGUCUCAGUGGGAUGGAGAUGGUGUGCGACUAUGGGAACAACAUCUACACCAUGGCCAGAGUCCCCAGCUCAGACUUCAGUCCCCAGAUGGCUUACUGCAACUUCCUCCCAAGGGACCGCUACCCAGUCUUUCCUCCAAACCAAGACCAUGUGACCGUCCAGACGGCCGUGCGAGUCAAUGGCAGGAACAUCGUCUGGGCCAAUUUCACCAUCUAUGACUGCAUGCUCACUGGCAGAGUCUACCCUCACACGGCAUGCACCAGCUGCCUGUCGACGAAAUGGCCCUGUUUUUGGUGCAAUGAGCAGCACACAUGUGUCUCCAACGUUUCCGAAUGUGGGAAUGCGCUGAACCCCAGGAACAGCACGGAUUGCCCUCGGAUCUUGCCGACGUCACUGGCUCCUGUACCUACGGGUGGCUCUCAGAGCAUUCUGGUCUCCCUGGCCAGUGCAGAUUUUUCCCAGGGUGCAGCUCUGGAGUGCAGCUUUGGAAUUGAUGAGACGUUUGAAGCCACCUGGGUCAACUCUUCAGCAGUGCAAUGCAGCAAUGUUGUGCUCCACACAAACAAAAAGAGCCAGAUUUUUCCAGUAAACCUUCAGCUGAAGGAUAAACCAGAGAGAUUUAUUGACAGCCCAGAGAUGAUGACAGUGGAGGUGUACAACUGUGCCAUGGGCAGCUCAGACUGUUCCCAAUGCCUGGGGAGAGAAGAUCUGGGGCAUCGUUGUAUCUGGAGUGAGGGCUGCCGACUCUAUACCCAUCACCAACCCAUCACCAUGCCGUGCCCUGCACCUGAGAUCAGGAAAAUCGAGCCCCUGAAUGGACCCCUGAACGGAGGAACUCUUCUAACCAUCAGAGGGAGAAACUUGGGCCGCCGGUUCAGCGACGUGGCACACGCAGUCAGGAUUGGCAGUGUGGAGUGUGAGCCACUCCCAGACAGAUACACUGUCUCUGAGGAGAUUGUGUGCUGGACUGGAGCAUCCCAGAGUAUCUUUUCGGACGUUGUGACGGUGAAUGUGAGCAAGGAGGGAAAGUCCCGGGAGCGCUAUUCCUAUGUGCUCCCAGUGGUAUACUCCAUGGAACCAGAUGUUGGCCCCAAAGCUGGAGGAACCAAAGUGACCAUCCGAGGAAGUGACCUAGAUGUGGGGUCUGAGCUCCAUGUCCUCAUCAAUGACACCAAGCAGUGUACAGAUCUCAUGCGCAUAGACAGCACCAUCACAUGCACCAUGCCAAGCGUGGAGCUGACCACUACAGUGAGGGUCUGUGUCCAGUUUGAGAACAAGUCCUGCAUGAGCAGCAACAUCACUUUUAACUACAUGAAAAAUCCAGUCAUUACAGACAUCAACCCCAAGAAGAGCCUGAUCAGCGGAGGGAGGGUCAUCACAGUGGAAGGUGAACGGUUCCAUAUGGUGCAGAAUGUGUCUAUGAUGGUGAGGCACAUCGGAAAGGAGCAGACGAUCUGCAAGGUGCUCAAUUCCACCCUCAUCAUGUGCCCCUCCCCUGGGGCCCUGUUCAACAAGUCAGAGCCUGUAGAUUUCUACAUCAAUGGGCGGUGGUAUGUUGAAGAUCAAGCAGCCCCUGAGGAGCCCGGAGACCUCGAGGAGGCCCUACACAGCAGCAAAUUCAGCCUGGAGUACCAUCCUGAUCCACAGUUCUCCACUGCAAAGAAGGAGAAGUGGAUUAAACACCAUCCCGGAGAACCGCUGACCCUGGUCAUCCAUAAAGAACCCGACAGUCUGGGCCUGGAAAGCCAUGAGUACCGAGUGAAAAUCGGACAGAUUUCAUGUGAGAUCCAGAUAGUCUCAGAUAGAGUCAUUCACUGCUCAGUCAACGAGUCCCUCAGCACAUCCGAGAGGCAGCUGCCCAUCACGGUCCAGGUUGGGAAUUUCAACCAGACCAUUGCAAUGUUGCAACUGGGAGGGAUUGAGACAGCCAUCAUCGUCUCUAUCGUCAUCUGCAGUAUCCUGCUUCUUCUGUCAAUUGUCGGCCUAUUUGUGUUCUGCAACAAGAGUCGUCGGGCUGAACGCUACUGGCAGAAAACGUUAUUGCAGAUGGAGGAAAUGGAGUCUCAGAUCCGUGAAGAAAUCCGCAAAGGCUUCGCCGAGCUACAGACGGACAUGACGGACCUGACCAAGGAGCUAAAUCGCAGUCAGGGGAUCCCCUUCUUGGAGUAUAAGCAUUUCGUGACCCGCACAUUUUUUCCCAAGUGUUCUUCCCUAUAUGAGGAGCGCUACAUACUGCCUUCCCAGCCAUACAACUCCCAGGUGGGCUCACGGGUCCAGGAAACCCAUCCAUUGCUGCUGGGAGAAUGGAAAAUUCCUGAGAGCUGCCGUCCCAAUAUGGAGGAAGGGAUUGCACUGUUUUCCACCUUGCUCAACAAUAAACACUUCCUGAUUGUCUUCGUCCAUGCACUGGAGCAGCAGAAAGACUUCGCAGUUCGAGACAGGUGCAACCUGGCGUCUUUGCUCACAAUUGCUCUGCAUGGGAAGUUAGAAUACUAUACCAGCAUCAUGAAGGACCUCCUGGUGGAUCUCAUCGAUGCCUCAGCCUCCAAGAACCCCAAGCUGAUGCUGCGGAGGACAGAGUCAGUGGUGGAGAAGAUGCUCACGAACUGGAUGUCUAUUUGCAUGUACAGUUACCUCCGGGAAACAGUAGGCGAACCCUUCUUCCUGCUGCUCUGUGCAAUCAAACAGCAGAUCAAUAAGGGAUCCAUUGACGCCAUCACUGGGAAAGCCCGCUACACCCUGAAUGAGGAAUGGCUACUGAGAGAAAACAUCGAAGCCAAGCCUAGGAACCUCAACGUGUCCUUCCAAGGCUGUGGCAUGGAUUCUCUGAGUGUGCGGGCCAUGGACACUGAUACACUGACCCAGGUGAAGGAGAAGAUCCUGGAGGCUUUCUGCAAGAAUGUCCCCUACUCCCAGUGGCCCAGGGUGGAGGAGGUGGAUCUGGAGUGGUUUGCAUCAAGCACCAACAGUUACAUUCUCCGGGACCUGGAUGACACAUCAGUGGUAGAAGAUGGUCGAAAGAAACUGAACACAUUAGCACAUUAUAAGAUCCCAGAAGGAGCUUCCUUGGCCAUGAGCCUGACGGACAAGAAGGAUGGCACUCUGAGUCGAGUGAAGGAUUUGGACACUGAAAAGUAUUUUCAUUUAGUCCUUCCUACUGAUGAACUGAUUGAGCAUAAGAAGUCACACAGACAGAGCCAUAGGAAAAAGGUUCUUCCAGAGAUCUAUCUGACCAGAUUGCUCUCAACAAAGGGCACACUGCAGAAAUUUCUAGAUGACCUAUUCAAAGCCAUCCUCAGCAUCCGUGAGGACAAGCCACCCCUGGCUAUCAAAUACUUCUUUGAUUUCCUGGAAGAGCAGGCUGAAAAGAGGGGAAUCACUGAUCCAGAUACUUUGCACAUUUGGAAAACCAACAGCCUACCUCUGAGGUUCUGGGUCAACAUCCUGAAGAACCCCCAGUUUGUCUUUGACAUCGAUAAGACCGAUCACAUAGAUGCCUGCCUUUCGGUCAUCGCCCAGGCCUUCAUUGACGCCUGCUCCAUCUCCGACCUACAGCUCGGCAAGGAUUCACCAACCAAUAAGCUUCUAUAUGCCAAGGAGAUUCCAGAAUAUCGAAAAAUCGUACAGAGAUAUUACAAGCAGAUUCAUGACAUGCUGCCUCUCAGUGAGCAGGAAAUGAAUGCCCAUCUGGCUGAGGAAUCUCGGAAAUACCGGAAUGAAUUCAACACCAAUGUUGCCAUGGCUGAAAUCUAUAAAUAUGCCAAGAGAUACCGUCCUCAAAUUGUAGUUGCACUAGAGGCAAACUCCACAACUCGGAGGACCCAGCUGCAGCACAAGUUCGAGCAGGUGAUAGCCCUCAUGGAGGAUAACAUCUACGAAUGCUGCAGUGAAGCCUAAGACUCACUCCCAGACUGCACCCACGCCCCCCCGCAAAGUGACCUUCUACCCAGUGCACUGCUGAUGAUGAGAUGUGUCUUUAAACAAAGUAUAUAUGUGUGUAUAUAGAGAGACAAUAGAUAUCUAUUUUAUGGUGUAUUGUACCUUGAGGAGGAGAGCAGCCCUAAGCUGAAGUCCCAGAAAUGUGUGGUGGGAUGAGAGCCACUGAAGAGGUUUCACUUGGCUUUUGUGAGACACCGAGGGCAGAAAGAGAUGGGAAACUGCCCUAGCCUCAUCAGGCAGCCCUUUCCAGAGCCAUGCAGAGGGCUUCCUGGGAAGAAGGGCCAUUAACUGGGGCAAAUGGCCAGAAGACCUGGCCCCAUCUGAGCCAAAACAGAAGAGCCUCCUCCCCCACGGCAUCCUGGCACCAGCAGGGGGACACUCACCCCUGUAGUCUUCACCACCUCAUGUCUGUGUGUCCAAGGCAGAGGUUGGGGUGGGGGUUUUUUUGUUAGGCCUGCACUGUAUAUUGGCAGCUCAACCACUCCUUAUGCAGGGAUGCUGCAGGGCAGACUCAAGAAUCAGUUUGCUUUCCCUCGUAAUAGUAGAUGACAGAGUCAAGGUGUGUGAAAGCACUUUAAUCCUCUCCCUCCCCCAGGGAAAGGGGCCGGUGGUUAGC
This is a messenger RNA of Tachyglossus aculeatus (Australian echidna), 6469 nucleotides long. It is a transcript of the gene PLXND1, whose product is annotated as plexin D1. Lineage: Eukaryota; Metazoa; Chordata; Mammalia; Monotremata; Tachyglossidae. The record is from RefSeq and is a predicted model, not a curated record. Gene Ontology annotation, molecular function: semaphorin receptor activity; protein binding. Gene Ontology annotation, cellular component: semaphorin receptor complex. Gene Ontology annotation, biological process: negative regulation of cell adhesion; regulation of cell shape; positive regulation of axonogenesis.